GCAGGAUGAAGACUCCAAUGCUGGAGGCGGUGUCUCUACUGCUGGAGAAGCUACUCUUCAUCUCCAGCUUCAAGCUCUUCAGUUCCGGCGUCCCGGGGGAAGAAAAGGCGAGGAAGAAUUUGUAUGAGAUCAGCUCUUUCCUCCGCGGGGACGUGCUGGAGGUGCCCCGGACCCACCUGACCCAUUAUGGCAUCUACCUGGGAGACAACCGUGUCGCCCACAUGAUGCCCGACAUCCUGUUGGCCUUGACCGACGACAAGGAGCUCACGCAGAAGGUGGUCUCUAACAAGCGUCUCAUCCUGGGUGUCAUUGGCAGGGUGGCCAGUAUCCGCGUGGAUACAGUGGAGGACUUUGCCUACGGAGCCGAAAUCCUGGUCAAUCACCUGGACAAGUCUCUCAAGAAAAAGGCGCUGCUCAACGAAGAGGUGGCGCGGCGGGCAGAGAAGCUGCUGGGCUUCACUUCCUACAGCCUAUUGUGGAACAACUGCGAGCACUUCGUGACCUACUGCAGAUUUGGCGCGCCCAUCAGCCCCCAGGCCGAUAAGUUUUGUGAGAAUGUGAAGAUAAUUAUUCGUGACCAGAGAAGUGUUCUUGCUUCCGCAGUCUUGGGACUGGCGUCUAUCGUCUGUCUGGGCCUGGCAUCCUAUACAACACUUCCUGCGAUUUUUAUUCCAUUCUGCUUAUGGAUGGCUGGGUAACUUCAUAUUCCUGUGUCAGUGUGUGGAUUCUCUGUGUAUAUAUGUUUCUAUUUAUAGUGCACAAAUCAGUAUAAGCAUUGUCGAGAAAAAUGUGACCUGUUACACUGUGUUCCAGAUAAAAUGUGAUUAAGAAUCACGCCAAGUGCUUACUAUGUAAGCCCAAGAAAAAAGACAUUCUGAGUCCUCGCAGGCAGUUCCAUUUUAUAGCAGUGUGGCAACCCUGGGAACAGGAGAACUGGUGAUAAAAUUCAUCAUUACACACAACCAGCCCCUAGGAUGAUGCCACAGGAGAUUAUGUGUGUUUUUCUUUUCUCCUGUAAUUGCUACUCUUUCUUGGGCUUGAAUUUGAAUAUCAGAUUAUUAGCAAAUGAGAUUACUAAAAUUUUAUUUUAAAUGUAUCCUGUUAUAUUGAAAAAUUAUACUGAAAGAAGUUCCCUCUUUCAGACAAAAACAUGUUUC
Molecule: messenger RNA, 1157 nt
Organism: Condylura cristata (star-nosed mole)
Lineage: Eukaryota; Metazoa; Chordata; Mammalia; Eulipotyphla; Talpidae
Gene: LRAT
Product: lecithin retinol acyltransferase (phosphatidylcholine--retinol O-acyltransferase)
Exons: 2
Coding region: 6-698 (230 amino acids)
Biological process (GO): retinol metabolic process
Molecular function (GO): phosphatidylcholine-retinol O-acyltransferase activity
Source: RefSeq, a predicted model, not a curated record